UCUACGGUCCACACACUCAUAAUAGUCCAUUACUCCACCAUUCUAUAUAAAUAAAGUGUUACUCACACACCCCAAGCCACUACUUUAAGAUAUACUAGGAGUAAAAUUAUUGCCCUCAACAAAAUAAUACACAAAAUCUGUCCUGUUACUCCGGGAAUCUCACACUCACUGUGUGACAAGUGUGUGAUAAUUCAGGAAAAGUGUAAAGUAAAGAUGCAAGCUUUGAGAUGUUGUGGAGAUAAAGGGCUUUUCUGCUUUGGAGAUUCUCUUCUCAAUACUUCUGCUGCUUCUGAUAUUUGUUUCUUGAGGCCACUCAGUUUUUCUCAUAAAUAUGCUACUAAUUCUGGCCUCUCAGUGGGUAUACCUCUCCCUAAGAGAACACCCAUCCGUCUCUUUUCUUCCGGGUCAUCCACAGACACACAGAUGCAUGAAGAAACCCAAGAUGACAAAAUAGAGACUGAUGACACUGCAAACAUGUCAAAAACUGUUCAUGUGAGAUUUCAGAUGCGAAGAGAAUGUUCCUUUGGCCAGCAUUUUUACAUUGUUGGAGACCAUCCACUGCUCGGACAAUGGGAUCCAUCAGAGGCUGUUGCUUUCAACUGGUCAGAUGGACAUGUGUGGACAACCGAGCUGGAUAUUCCUAUGGGAAAAUGUAUCAAGUUCAAGAUCAUACUGAAAGGUGGUUCAGAAAAUAUACAAUGGCAACCUGGUCCAGACCGAAUACUUCAAACCUUGGAGACACAGAACACAAUAACUGUUUGUGAAGAUUGGGAUAGUCCAGAACUUCAGAGUAUUGUAGAGGAGAACCUGACCUUUAAUCAGAUUGAAGAAUCUAUCAUUACUGAAGAAGGAAUAACCAGCUCUAACAAAGAAAUUAAUAUUAAUAUAGAUGAAAAUAUACCUGGGCGAGGAUUGGUUAGAAAUGCCGAGGAAAGCCCUGCUGAUAAUUCUGACGAUGAUAUGAAUGUGCUAAUGGUAGAAGGUAAUGACAGCAUGAUGGAUCUUAAGGAAUCAAAACUCAGUACAGAAGAGACGCUAUCAACAAACAAACUGCCUCUUCUGCUACCUGGCUUGAAUCCUUUGCCAAAAACUCAGCCUGAAGAGGAACCCCUAAAGAAAGUUGAAAAAAAUAUCCUUAAUGAAGCCUCCUCUGUUGAAGCUGAUAUAUUUGAGCUAAAUAUGCCAGAGUUGAAAUUUGAAGAAGUCUUAGUUAAGGACUACCAAGAGUGGAAUCAACCUGUUCAGGUGGAAAAGCCAGAAUUUUUUGAAGAUGAAGACGAGGACCAUCCCAAGUCAUUCGAUCUUGUUUUAGUGAAUGAUGUUCACUGGGGUGUAAGAACUCUGCAGAAACUCAUGGCUAAAUUUCGCUUCUGGUAAAAUCAAUAGAUGAUCACAACUGAGGUAAUCACCUCAGUUACUGUUUGUUGUCUUGGAUAUACUUAUUUCAAUGUUGCGCAAUAAAACAGAGAACAGGAUGUAAUUUUGGCCAAUGUCACAUGUAAAUACACCCACAUGGCUAAAGUGUGUUGCACCUGUUCUCUUCUUUCUAGUUGGAGAUUUAGGGGAUAGAGUGCAAUGCUUGGGUAUUUCAAACACGAUAGACACUUCAGUCUUUAUGCUGAAAUUCUAAGCUAUUCAUCCGAUUGAACUCUAGUUAAAUUCUGCUGAAAAUGGAGGCCUCACAAAUUUGAAGUUGCAAAA
Daucus carota subsp. sativus is the source of this 1701-nucleotide messenger RNA. RefSeq lists its product as uncharacterized. Lineage: Eukaryota; Viridiplantae; Streptophyta; Magnoliopsida; Apiales; Apiaceae. The transcript is spliced from 5 exons. Gene Ontology annotation, cellular component: membrane. The record is from RefSeq and is a predicted model, not a curated record. Bases 214 to 1377 code for a protein of 387 amino acids. Gene Ontology annotation, molecular function: starch binding.